Molecule: messenger RNA, 3996 nt
Organism: Solanum verrucosum
Lineage: Eukaryota; Viridiplantae; Streptophyta; Magnoliopsida; Solanales; Solanaceae
Product: probable disease resistance protein At1g61310
Molecular function (GO): ADP binding
Source: RefSeq, a predicted model, not a curated record
AUGGAAACUUUAUCUACUUUGGUGGGGAAUGUCACUGGUUGGUUGAUGCAGCCAAUGGAGCAAGGGAUUGGGUAUUUAUAUUACUACAACACUAACAUCACAUCUAUGGGAAAAGAAUCUGAGAACCUGAAGAAAAGAAAAAGGGAGAUGCGGCAAGAAGAGAAAAUUGCCCGGAGAAACUUGCGACUCAUUUCACCCAGUGGUGAGGAUUGGUUAAAAAGUGUUGAUUCCACUAUUGCACAAGUGGAAGGUGUAAUGGGAGGUACAGCUGAGGUUGAAAGGGGUUACUUUAAUGGUUGGUGUCCAAACUUGAAGUCACGUUACUCCCUCAGCAAGAGAGCUAAGAAAAUUACAGAGGAGUUGACUACACUUCAAAAUACUGUAAUCUCCUUUGAUCGUCAAAGUGAGGCUAUAUAUAGUAACAAUGGUGAGGAGUUGCCCUCCAGAAAAUCGCAAGAGGAAGAGGUCAUGAAAGCUUUGAGAGAUGAAGAGGUCACUAGUAUUGGGAUAUGUGGUCCGGGUGGUGUUGGUAAAACAACACUCGCUGAGAAAAUCAGACUAAAGGAGAAACAACAAGGGUUCUUCAAAGAUGUUGUCAUGGUAACUGUCAGUCAACAACCAGACUGGGAAACACUUCAGGGUCAGAUCGCAGAAGGACUCGGGUUGACAUUACCAGGGGGUGAUUUGUGGAGUCGUGGAGAUCGGCUGCAUACAAGGUUAAGGGAUGAGAACAGCCACACCCUUGUAAUCUUGGAUGAUGUUUGGGAGGCUCUUCAUGAUCUAGACAAACAUGGAAUUCCCAGCGGUAGCCAUCGGUGUAAAGUGAUAUUGACGACACGAUCCCUAAAUGUUUGCAAAGGCAUGAAUGCUAAGAAGAUCAUGGAAGUUGGAAUGUUAUCCGAAGAGGAAGCAUGGUUCCUUUUCAGUCAGAAAGUCGGUGAUUUUGGCAACUAUCCUUCUCUGAUUGACAUAGCAAAAGAGGUUGCCAAAGAAUGCAAGGGGCUGCCGCUUGCAAUUAUUAUAGUUGCAGGAGCACUAAAGGGUAAUGACAAGCCUUCAUGGAAGGUUGCCCUUGGACAAUUACGUCGUGCAGAAACAAGAAUUAUCCCUGGAAUGCACGAAAAGGUGUAUCCAUCUCUGAGGCUAAGUUAUAAUUACUUGGGAAGUGAUGAAGUCAAGUAUCUGUUUUUGCUUUGUUCUUUGUUCCAGGAAGAUAGUGAUAUUUGGAUUGAAGAAUUGCCUAUAUAUGGAAUGGGGCUUCUCAUCUUUUCGGGAAUCGAAAAUUUAGAAGAUGCAAGAAAUAGGGUGUAUUUUCUGUUAAAAAUAUUGAAAGAAUGUUUCUUGUUAUCCCAAGGUUCAGACAAAAAUCAUGUGAAAAUGCAUGAUGUGGUCCGUGAUAUGGCUAUAAGUAUUGCGUCUGAAGGAGAGCAUAACUUUAUGGUAAGUCACAAUGUUAACUUGGAAGUGUUCCCAAAAGGAACUUGUUAUGAGCAUUUCAGUCACAUGUCAAUAGUUGCAAAUAAACUUGAUGAGCAUCCUAGCCCAAUAAUUUGCCCAAAACUGGAGCUUUUAAUGUUACAACUCUAUUCUUUAGGGCCAUUCGAAUUACACGACAAUUUUUUUAAUGGCAUGUGUAAACUCAACGUCUUGAGCCUGAUUGGAUACAGAUUUGGCUUUGUGAAUUUUCUAGCAUCCAUUCUGCGUAUUCCAGCAUCCAUUAGGAGGUUGUCAAGUCUGAGGACUCUGUGUCUGAGUAAUUUAAGUUUGGAUGACAUAUCCUUUAUUGGGGAACUUGUUGAAUUAGAAAUUCUCAGCAUAAGAGAUUGUGAGUUAAAUGAGCUGCCAGAGGACAUAGGAAAAUUGACCAAGCUAAUUAAGUUAGAGUUUUGGAAUAAGAAAAGACCACUUAAAAGGAUUUCAGGAGGGGUGUUAUCAAAAUUCCUAGCUCAAUUGGAGGAACUUCAUAUGGUGGGAGCAGAAGGUUGGAGUGAUGUGAUUUACAGUAACCUUGGCCUUCCCUCCAAGUUAACACGGUACACUCUAAUAAUGGGUAUGGGUGAAGUUCACCUUGCUGAGUCAACCUUUAAUGAUUACGACAUGUCUAUUGCUUUACAGGUCACGGAAACUGCCCCAUUGGGUGAUUGGAUCUGCCGCCUGUUGAAGGAGAGUGAAUUUGUACAUUCAAGGGGAAAGGGCUCUAAUAAUGUGUAGACUGAGUUGCAGCUGAAUGAAUUUCAGAAUGUGAAAUAUCUCAGCCUCUGUACAUGUGAUUUGGUGACACAUUUAUUGAAUACAACACGUAAAGUAAUCAAGUUCCCCAAUUUAUAUGACUUGAACCUUGAAUGUCUGGAAUGCCUGACUCACAUUUGUAGUGGCAAUGUUGAGCGCAUUGAGCUCCCUCUGUUACAAAUAAUGAUCUUCUAUGGGUUACCUAAGUUCCAGAAUUUCAGGCCUACAGCCAUCAAUGACUCAAAUCCUCUUUUUGAUGAAAAGGUUUCUUGUCCCAACCUGGAAUACCUACGCUUCUAUAAUUCUAACAUAAGUGCUCUAUGCUCUCACCAACUUCCAACAGCCUACUUCAGCAAAUUCAGCAAACUUCAAAAAUUGAUAGUAUCAGUUUGUGGAAAAUUGAAAAACUUGAUGUCUCCAUCAGUGGCCAAAGGUCUUGUGAAUCUCGUAGUGUUAUGGAUAACAAAUUGUGAAUCAAUGGAAGAAGUGAUCACAAAAGAGGAACAACAAGGAGAAGGAAUCAUGACCUUAUUUCCCCGAUUGGACGCACUGAGGCUUUGCGAGCUGCCUAAGUUGGGGCAUUUCUUUCUGACAAACCAUGCUCUUGAAUUUCCAUUACUCAGAUCUGUGAAAAUUGAUGACUACCCUGAAAUGAAGACAUUUGUUCAACAGGGAAUAUAUGUGGGUACACCGAGUCUUGAAAGAGUGAAUCGUGAUUAUAAGGUGAAAGUAGAUGAUCUAAAUAAAUGGAUACAGCAGAGGUUCAAUAACAAGGAACAAGAAGCUAGUGAUAGUGACGAAGCUGAACCUAGUCAUGACCAUGAAGCUGAACCUAGUCAUGCCAGAAAAUUGAAUGUAUCAAAUUGUGGAAAAUUGAGAAACUUGAUGUCUCCAUCAGUGGCCAAAGGUCUUCUGAAUCUCCAAGUGUUAUGGAUAGAACACUGUGAAUCAAUGGAAGAAGUGAUCACAAAAGAGGAACAACAAGGAGAAGGAAUCAUGACCUUAUUUCCCCUCUUAGAACAGCUGGAUCUUACCAAUCUGCCUAAGCUGGGGCAUUUCUUUCUGACAAACCAUGCUCUUGAAUUUCCAUUACUCAGAAAUGUUGAAAUUGAUGACUGCCCUGAAAUGAAGACGUUUGUUCAACAGGGAAUAUCUUUGAGUACUCCGAUUCUCAAAUGUGGUGAUGAGGAAGCAUGGUUCCUUUUCAGUCAGAAAGUUUCGUGUCCUAACCUGGAAUACCUACUCAUCUAUCGUUCUUACAUAAGCGCUCUAUGCUCUCACCAACUUCCAACUAACUACUUCAGCAAACUUCAAAGAUUGAGAGUAUGGAGUUGUGGAAAAUUGAGAAACUUGAUGUCUCAAUCAGUGGCUAAAGGUCUUCUGAAUCUCCAAGAGUUAUGCAUACAAGGCUGUCAAUCAAUGGAAGAAGUGAUCACAAAAGGAGAAGGAAUCAUGACCUUAUUUCCCCGAUUGGCAGAUCUGACUCUUAAUUAUCUGCCUAAGCUGGGGCAUUUCUUUCUGACAAGUACAGAACAUGCUCUUGAAUUUCCAACGCUCAAGGAAGUGACUAUUUGUGGCUGCCCUGAAAUGAAGACGUUUAUCCAACAGGGAAUAUCUGUGAGUACACCCAGUCUAAAAUGGGUGAUAUUCAAUCAAGAGAUGGGGAAAGUAGAUGAUCUAAAUAAAUUAAUACAACAGAGGUUCAAUAACAAGGAACAAAAAGCUAAUGAUGGCAACGAAGCUGAACCUAGUCAUGCCAGAAAUUAG